AUGAGCCACCGGAUGAUGAUGAGUCCGGUGAAGGUGGAGGGCCGCCGCUGCCCCGACCCCGACCCGGCGGCGGCCGCAGGCGGAGGGGCGCCGAGGCCGAUGGACGGGCUGGGCGACGCCGGGCCCACGCCGUUCCUCGCCAAGACCUACGACAUGGUCGACGACCCCGCCACCGACGCCGUCGUCUCCUGGACCGCCACCAGCAACAGCUUCGUCGUCUGGGACCCGCACCUCUUCGCCACCCUGCUGCUGCCGAGGUACUUCAAGCACAGCAACUUCUCCAGCUUCGUCCGGCAGCUCAACACCUAUGGCUUCAGAAAGGUGGAUCCUGACAGGUGGGAAUUUGCAAAUGAGGGAUUCUUGCGAGGGCAGAGGCACCUCCUCAGAAAUAUUAAGCGCCGGAAACCUACACAUGGGUCUCAGAAUCAGCAAUCUCUUGGCUCUUACCUUGAGGUGGGGAACUUUGGACAUGACGUGGAGAUAGAUCAUUUGAAAAGGGACAAGCAGCUCUUGAUGGCUGAAGUGGUGAAGCUCAGACAGGAGCAACAGAACACAAGGUCAGAUCUGCAAGCCAUGGAAAAGAGGCUGCAAGGAACCGAGCAGAAGCAACAGCAGAUGAUGUCAUUCUUGGCGCGAGUCAUGCAGAAUCCCAUGUUCAUACGCCAGCUGAUCUCCCAGAGUGAGAUGAGGAAGGAGCUUGAAGAUGCCAUCUCAAAUAAAAGACGGCGCCGCAUCGACCAAGGACCUGAAGCUGUCGAUGGCAUGGGCACUGGCUCUACCCUGGAACAAGGGUCACAGGUAAUGUUUGAGAAGCAGGAGCCAGUGGACUCGCUCGUGAACGGUGUCAUAUCCGAUCUUGAAAGCUCGUCCGUCGACACAAAGGGAGCUGAGGUGCAGCAGAGUGUCGCUUCCAGCCGUUCGGAGCAACUGAGAGGCAGGCCCAGUGGAGAGCUAAAUGAUGAUUUCUGGGAGGACCUGCUGCAUGAAGGGGGGCUCGGCGAGGAGGCCAGCAACCUUGUGGUUCCAGAUGACAUGAACUUGUUGGCUCAGAAGAUGGACUAG
Molecule: messenger RNA, 1062 nt
Organism: Triticum turgidum subsp. durum (durum wheat)
Lineage: Eukaryota; Viridiplantae; Streptophyta; Magnoliopsida; Poales; Poaceae
Source: the annotation of a GenBank genome assembly